UUCUAAGAAAUGGCAUGUGGCAAAACAUUAUGUGGAAAGAGGUAGCAGUAGGAGAUAUUGUGAAGGUCACCAAUGGGCAACAUCUUCCAGCAGACAUGAUCAUUGUAUCUUCCAGUGAACCACAAGCCAUGUGCUAUAUUGAAACAGCUAAUCUUGAUGGGGAGACGAAUCUUAAAAUACGACAGGGAUUGUCUCAAACUGCUAGUCUCCAGUCAAGAGAGGAAUUGAUGAAGAUAUCUGGAAGGAUAGAAUGUGAAGGACCCAACCGUCAUCUUUAUGACUUCACUGGAAACUUGCGCUUAGAUGGUCAAAGCCCAGUUCCUGUUGGUCCAGACCAGAUCUUGCUAAGAGGUGCACAACUGAGAAAUACUCAAUGGGUCUUGGGUAUUGUUGUAUAUACAGGACAUGAUACAAAACUCAUGCAGAAUUCAACCAAAGCACCUCUGAAGAGAUCAAAUGUGGAGAAAGUGACUAACGUGCAGAUCCUAGUUUUGUUCUGUAUUCUCCUGGUGAUGGCCCUUGUGAGUUCUGUAGGUGCCUUAUUAUGGAACAGAACACACGGUGAAGUCGUCUGGUACCUUGGCUCCAAUGAAAUGCUGUCUGUCAACUUUGGAUACAAUCUGCUGACAUUUAUAAUCUUGUACAACAACCUUAUUCCUAUCAGUCUUCUGGUGACAUUGGAAGUUGUCAAGUUUACUCAGGCUCUUUUUAUAAAUUGGGACAUAGAUAUGUAUUAUCCUGAAACAGAUACACCUGCAAUGGCCAGAACAUCAAACCUUAAUGAGGAACUUGGGCAGGUAAAAUACCUGUUUUCUGAUAAAACAGGUACUCUAACGUGCAAUAUAAUGAACUUCAAGAAAUGUAGUAUUGCUGGAGUGACAUAUGGUCACUUUCCCGAGCUGGAAAGAGAACGUUCAUCAGAAGACUUCAGCCAGCUACCUCCUUCCACCAGUGAAUCGUGUGAAUUCGAUGACCCAAGAUUGCUGCAAAACAUUGAAAAUGACCAUCCCACAGCUGUGCACAUACAGGAGUUCCUCACUCUGCUGGCUGUGUGUCAUACUGUUGUUCCUGAGAGACAAGGAAAUAAAAUAAUCUACCAGGCCUCCUCUCCAGAUGAAGGGGCAUUAGUGAAAGGAGCAAAAAAACUGGGUUAUGUCUUCACAGCACGGACUCCACAUUCAGUCAUAAUCGAUGCCCUGGGAAAAGAAAAAACCUUUGAAAUUCUUAACGUACUGGAGUUUUCCAGCAACAGGAAGAGAAUGUCAGUGAUUGUUCGAACUCCAGCAGGACAGCUACGUCUCUACUGCAAAGGGGCUGAUAAUGUAAUAUUUGAGAGACUUUCAAAAGAUUCCCAGUAUAUGGAGCAAACACUGUGCCAUCUUGAAUACUUCGCAACAGAAGGUCUUAGGACUUUGUGCAUUGCUUAUGCAGACCUGUCAGAAAACUCUUACAGAGAGUGGUUGAAUGUCUACAAUGAAACCAGUACAGCUCUGAAAGACAGAACUCAGAAGCUGGAGGAAUGCUAUGAGAUCAUUGAAAAG
Molecule: messenger RNA, 1541 nt
Organism: Antrostomus carolinensis (chuck-will's-widow)
Lineage: Eukaryota; Metazoa; Chordata; Aves; Caprimulgiformes; Caprimulgidae
Product: phospholipid-transporting ATPase IB
Exons: 17
Biological process (GO): neuron development; phospholipid translocation
Cellular component (GO): trans-Golgi network; plasma membrane
Molecular function (GO): magnesium ion binding; ATP hydrolysis activity; ATPase-coupled intramembrane lipid carrier activity
Source: RefSeq, a predicted model, not a curated record